Molecule: messenger RNA, 439 nt
Organism: Cajanus cajan (pigeon pea)
Lineage: Eukaryota; Viridiplantae; Streptophyta; Magnoliopsida; Fabales; Fabaceae
Source: RefSeq, a predicted model, not a curated record
UUGAGCAAACCUUCGAAGCAGUGGGACUAAUAAAUUGUCCACCAAACCACCACACAGACACUCUCUUCUUCAACUUUUCAUUCUCUUGUUUUGUUCCAAUCCUGAAGCAGAUCUGGCAAUGUCGCAAGGAUUCGCAAUCGAACUAUACCUAGACCCAGCGCUUGAGAAUCAGGUUCUGAAAGCGUGGAAUGUUCUCGCGCGGAGACAAAUCAGCACACACCUAAUCGAAAUGGAGUCACGGCCUCACAUAACCCUAUUCUCCACCCCCUUUCUAGAACCUUCCAAAUUGGAACCUCUCCUCAGAGCCUUCGCCUCCAAGCACGACCCUCUCCCUCUCUCCUUCUCAUCCCUCGCCACCUUCCCCAACGACGCCGACAACCUCUUCUUCCUCGCCCCCACUCCCACCCUCGCCCUCCUCCACCUUAAUAUUAUUAGUUAA